Ectocarpus sp. CCAP 1310/34 is the source of this 1134-nucleotide messenger RNA. Lineage: Eukaryota; Phaeophyceae; Ectocarpales; Ectocarpaceae. The record is from the annotation of a GenBank genome assembly.
AUGCCCACCGUUAUGACCCUAUCCCACCCGACGACUAGCACACAGAAACUGCUGUGGGUACAACAACGGAUUGACGUCGUUGUCGUGCUGGAAGGGCCGUCGGACCAAACGACAGCCCUGGUGUUUCGUGACAUCGCUGAGACUGUGCAAGAUGGUCUGCAAAACCUUGGGCACCCAUCGAGGAUUGUGUAUUGCACGAAUUUGGUGACUGACCAUUGCUUUGCCAAAGGAGGGAAAUUCAUCAUCCUCGCGCCACACAAUCUGGCGAGCUACUUCACUGGGGAUGGAGGACUCGCGGUACUCGAAAAGAAAUUGCUGCCACCCGACGCAGUUUUGUACAACUUCGAACAAAUACCUUGUCGUUGGCCGCGAGAAUCGACGAAUCUCGUAGAACCUGGGACAAGAGACAGGAGCUUAGUUUCAGCUCGAACGCUUCACAUUUACGGAAGCUACACGUUAUGGGACUAUUCAGAGGAGAACGCGGAGCGUUUGCUGGACAUGGGCAUCCAUACCGACGUUGUUCCACUGGGCUUCUCCUCAAAGCUCCGAUCCAGCAGUCUUCUCGUCGCGGGUGGACGCGUACUUAAAGAACGGGAGUAUGAAGAUAUCGACGUGCUGUUCAUUGGGAUGGAGACUCCUACCCGGCAACGGACCAUUCGCCGACUGCGCGACGCGGGCAUCACGGUUUUCCACCCGAACUCUGAGGGAGUAGACCUGUUCGGUGCUGCAUUUGAUACGGUAUCCGCAAGGAGCAAAAUCGUGCUCAAUUUGAACGCUUUUGAAGGGGCCACGACGACUACGAUCGAGUCCAGGAGCAACGGCAGCAGCCCAGGAGAUCUUUGUGACAACGGGGAAUGGAAAAUGCCUCGACUUGCCCGUCUUUUGGCCAACGGAAGGUUCAUCGUCAGCGAGAUGAGCGGUAGUGAUUCCGAGAGGGCAAAGUUCUCUGGGGGAGUUGUGUUCGCACCACCGGAGCGCCUGGCGGAGACGUGCCAGUUUUAUCUUCACAGGCCAGGGUUGCGGAUGAGCAUCGCCGAGAGCGGCCGCCGGCUCUUCGAGCAACAUCUCGAAGCCGACAUAUUGAGGAGGCCCGUUGGCAGGCAUCUUGCAGCGCAUAGAGUGCUAGACAGAUGA